AUGGACCUAAUCCAAAAUUAUACUUCAGAUUCGGACAGCCAAGAAGAAGAAGAAGAAGGGCUUGUAAGCGCACACACAUUGAAGAGAAUAGGGGAGCUACAUCUGUUGCAAUCUCAACCAUUACCGACACCACCUCCUAUUCAAAUAUUCCUGCAACAAUACCAAAACAUGCACUCGGCGUCGAAAGUGUCGGCAAUAUUUACAUCGAUGCCGUGGACUCCUUCAGUUACGGCCCUAUCUCAGCUCGAAAAAGCCGUGAACUAUGUCGUCUCACAAAUUCCUGCAUUGUCACAGAACUACAAAUUUGUUGCACCAAAUAAGGACCCUUUUCGAGUGGAGAAGCAUCAUAUAACGAUUUUCCCCACCUUGCACAUGAAGGAAGAGUACGAGUCACAGUAUACUAGCCUCAUGCGCGAGAGAUUGAAUAGCAUAAAGCCUCCAGCCAAUUUGAUCUACAAGGCCGACUUGGCCAAGAAUCAGUCGCCUCUUUUGAAGCUUCUCGAUAACUCAAAACCAUCAAUUCGUCUAUCAUUUCAAAGUACGAUGUCUAUUUGUAAGAGUCCAUUGAAAGACUCAUUGUUUUGCACAAUUGAAAUCAAUCAAACUCCCGACUCGUUAAGCUAUUUUAAUAAUUUAAUAGAGGGUUGCAAAACAUCAGCCGAAAAAUCAAAUGCCCAGGUGCAAUUUCCUGAGUUAUUGAAUGACCCUAUGCACGUGUCAGUUGCAACGGGAUAUGUCAUUAGAAAAAGCAUGUCAGUUGGAGAGGUUGACAAAAUCAAUCAGCACGUCACCGCCUUAGACAUUAGCCAAUUCACAAAAGAUAUACCUAUAGUUGUUAAUGAGUUAACGAUACGAAAUAUGUAUCAAAUGACUUCAACAUCACUACCGCUAAUAUAG
Messenger RNA from Lodderomyces parapsilosis, 897 nucleotides. RefSeq lists its product as uncharacterized. The coding region runs from base 1 to 897 and encodes 298 amino acids. The transcript has a single exon. The record is from RefSeq and is a predicted model, not a curated record. Lineage: Eukaryota; Fungi; Ascomycota; Pichiomycetes; Serinales; Debaryomycetaceae.